This is a messenger RNA of Zeugodacus cucurbitae (melon fly), 691 nucleotides long. RefSeq lists its product as uncharacterized. Bases 158 to 445 code for a protein of 95 amino acids. The transcript has 3 exons. The record is from RefSeq and is a predicted model, not a curated record. NCBI's taxonomy places the organism in Eukaryota, Metazoa, Arthropoda, Insecta, Diptera, Tephritidae. Gene Ontology annotation, molecular function: protein binding.
AACAUUUCAGCCGACGCCGCACAAACAGUCGACUAAGAGAUUCCGUGACAGACAGUUUGCAACGCCAGCAGAAUUUACAUAAUUGCUGUGUAUAAUAAUUAAAAAUUUUAUUUCCAUAAACAAUAACAGCGCGUUUUUUUAUUAAAUUGUAGUCAAAAUGAGAACCACAAUUACAAAAGUGUCUUUUAUCUGUUUGCUAAUGGUACUCGCGCUUGUCACAUUGGCUAGCGCAGAUUCACAAUCGAAGCCGAAACAAUGCAACGAAGAAUGUCCCACGACACGCGAUCUCGUUUGUGGCUAUGACAGUAAUUGUUAUGCUAGAUUUGACAACAAAUGUCUAUACGAUCGAUUAAAAUGUAACACGAAGCACAAUCUCGAAACGGUGGACAUGUCCCUGUGUGAUUUAGCUGAACGUAAAACCCAUCCAGCUUAUAGGCUUUGCUAAGGACUAAGGACACUCGCCUACUCUAAUAUGUAUUUUAAUAAAUUAUUUGCAAUGUCAUUACCAAACUAAAUGUUAAACAACAAAUAUACUCAAAAUAUCACUACACUACACUAGUCUUAAGCGGAUUUCUUGUAGACAAUACUUAUAAACAAAAACCAAAAAUAACCUAACAAACUUGACACUAAACAAUGUUCUCAUCAUUCAAAUAGAAUAAAGAAAUAACAAAGUUUUUACCCUACUAGCGAA